Rhipicephalus microplus (southern cattle tick) is the source of this 2194-nucleotide messenger RNA. Its product is annotated as arylsulfatase B. Gene Ontology annotation, molecular function: sulfuric ester hydrolase activity. NCBI's taxonomy places the organism in Eukaryota, Metazoa, Arthropoda, Arachnida, Ixodida, Ixodidae. The record is from RefSeq and is a predicted model, not a curated record.
GGCAGCCACAAUACCUUGCCUGUGUCUACUCUACUCGCUCUUCUUCCAAGCGGUGCAGUGUUUUACGAGGCAGCCUCACAUCGUCUUCAUCUUAGCCGACGACAUGGGAUGGGACGACGUCAGCUUUCACGGGUCCUCUCAAAUACCGACGCCGAAUUUGGAUGCCCUGGCAGCGGACGGUGUAAUACUCAAUAACUACCACGCUCAGCCUGCCUGUACUCCUUCAAGGGCAGCGCUGAUGACGGGACUGUAUCCCAUACGCACAGGAUUGCAAGGCCUCGCACUUGACGUAGGAGAUCCGUGGGGGUUGCGGUCGGACGUACGGAUUCUGCCCCAAUACCUCAAAGACCUCGGGUACGAAACGCACAUCGUUGGAAAGUGGGCUCUCGGAUAUUACAUGACGAGGCUAACCCCGACUUGCCGAGGUUUUGACAGCUUUUACGGCUAUUACAGUGGAGAAGAGAACUACUACACCCACAGUGUAACAUACGAAAACCAUACAGGUCUCGACUUCUGGCUGAACAGGGACCCCAUAUUGUCUGCCAAUGGUUCCUAUUCGACAACGCUUUACACUGAAAGAGCGAAGCAUCUUAUCCGCAACCGGGACAAGUCCAAGCCCCUCUUUCUGUUUCUAAGCUACCAAGCCCCGCAUGGAGCAGGAGACCCUGAGCCAUUUCAGGCACCGCAGGAAAACAUUGACAAGUUUCCUUACAUUGGAGAAAAGAACAGAACAAUCUACGCAGGCAUGGUGGAUGCGCUGGACCAAUCUGUGGGUGAAGUGGUCAAGGCCCUGAGCGACGCUCGCAUGUUGCAAGACACCAUCAUCAUUUUCAGCAGCGACAACGGCGGUCAACCAUGGGGCUUCCACACAACCCGCAGCAUCAACUGGCCCCUACGUGGAUCCAAGGGCACAGUCUGGGAAGGAGGCACCAGAGUUCCGGCAUUUAUAUGGAGUCCUCUCUUGGUCCGCGCUCAAAGAGUCUCCUAUCAGCUUAUGCACAUCACGGACUGGCUGCCCACUUUAUAUUCGAUCGCCGGAGGCAGCGUACACGCCCUUGGCAAGCUUGACGGAUACAAUAUGUGGGAGCAUCUGUGUUACGGUCUGGGCUCCCCUCGAGUAGAGAUGCUUUACAACAUAGACUACCGGUUCCUGAACAGCUCUGCCCUACGACUGUGGCGCUACAAGCUAGUACUGGAUGGCACGGGUUUCAUGAGCGAGCGGUUCCCGAGGCCCGGUGGGAGUCGCCCCCACCGUGACCUCGACCGACUGCUCCAUCAGUCGCUGGCAGCUAAAGUACUGCGUGGUUUUUACAAGAGGGACCACCUGCAUUUCCCGAAGCAGUGGCGGGACAGGGCCACGCUGAAGUGUCAUGUGCCGACGUGGGCACGCUUUCGCGACAAGGACGCCAUCCACUUGUUCGACAUCGUCACGGAUCCGUGUGAGCUGAACAAUGUGGCCCGCUUGCACCCCGAGAUCGUUGCAAUCAUGAAGCAGCGCAUCGAGGACUAUCAAGCUACGGCACUGCCUGUCCUAUUCGAACCUAAGGAUCCCGCAAGUUUCCCCGAGCACCACAACGGAACGUGGGCGCCUUGGGCAGGGUCGACGUGUUGAUAGUCAUUUGUUUCAUCACGAAUCCAAUGUGGCUACUCAGGACUGGACGCGCUAUCAGCAUUUCUGUGUGACCACUGAACACUCCCUGAUAGUGGGUAACCUAUGAUACGUCACUGAAAACUGCACGUGAUGGUGCCAUUUUAGAGUGACGUAGGACUUAGUGUGCGUAAUGGGAUUUUAUCUACCUUCAUUUAUGACAGGCUCAUAUAGUGCCUGCUUUGACGAUUUCUUUUAGCGGGCUUCUUCGCACGGAGGAGGGGCCCACUGUUCAGGCUUGUUUUAAAGCUAUGAUAUUUAUAGGUGUUUUACAUUGCGUGCGUAUUUUUAGAUGCAUUAUACAUUUUAAAUAUGUCUCCAUUGAUUGGGACAACGACGCCUGCAAUCUGUCAGCCAUCCAAUCUGUCAGAUCUCCACCAAGAGUCUCACAUUUAGACGCUUGUUUGGUGCGAAUGAUCGCUAUUUUUUGUUCUUUUUUUAAGCACGACGUACCAAAGUAAUGCUGCUAAGUCGGCUUUAAGCGAAACAUUUAUUUCGAAUGCACGAUGCACUGUAGGAGGCGAAUAAAUCAUAUUUACAAAAAUA